This is a messenger RNA of Exaiptasia diaphana, 3281 nucleotides long. RefSeq names its product neuropeptide FF receptor 2. The transcript is spliced from 3 exons. Lineage: Eukaryota; Metazoa; Cnidaria; Anthozoa; Actiniaria; Aiptasiidae. Gene Ontology annotation, biological process: G protein-coupled receptor signaling pathway. Gene Ontology annotation, molecular function: G protein-coupled receptor activity. Bases 1481 to 2626 code for a protein of 381 amino acids. The record is from RefSeq and is a predicted model, not a curated record. Gene Ontology annotation, cellular component: membrane.
AUGGACGUAGACUGUUGUCUGUUGUGACGAUUGACAGUCACAACUAUUAAAUAAUGGUGAUAUUUUGACAGUUUUCCGUUAACCAUCAUUACUGCAAACAUUCAUUCUUUUCUUAAAUUCUAUUUCAUUAAUGACUACCUCAUUUUAGGAGAUAUGUACAACGGUGUUUCCCGCCUUCCUAUCUUACUAAAAUGCACUCACUAAUUGAUAUCAUAGACAAUAAAUCGCCAAAAGGGCUUUUAGUAAAACACAUCAACACACCAUUAUACUCGGACUGCAGUCUCAAGGUAGUCUGUUGUAUACAAACCCAGAGGGUGACUUGGCCUUAUCAUAGAAUACUAUAUUACAUAUCCUAAUUCCUUUACAAGCGAUAAGAGAAACACUCCUUCCCCUUAUGACGUCAUCUUGCAUUCGCGAAGUGCAUCACGGUAUUGAUAAAWGGAUCAAGAUGGCGGAUGUAUUAUAUAAAAUCACGUAGGACGACGUUUCUGUUCAAAUUAGCGUUAAACGUUGCCAAGGAUGAUUUAGAUGAACAGUUAAUAAGAUGGCUGCUUAAGUAUCUUCAAAGAGCACUUACAGUUAUAAAUAAGUUUGUUAGUUAAGCUUUAUAUAAACGUAAAGUAAAGAAAAGAUAAUUUACAGAAAAACGAAUGAAUUUGCUCAAAAGCUGCAUAAAUGAAUGAACAAAUAAAUGAUAAAUAAAUAGCAGUGGGUAUUAUUUCAGAUUGUCAGUUUAUCCAUGAGUAUUAAAUUKGCAACAGCAGUAAUGUCUCCAGAAGUCGCGAAAACAAACACUACUGAAAAUCAAUUUCAUAUAAAAUCCAACAGAACUCACUAUAUUUGUGAAAGAUUGGCUAAGGAAGAAAAGUGACUUUCUCGUUUCGAGUGUCGAUUUAUAAUUUCCAAUUGGCGGUCUUUUUCCCGUAAUUACCAUGACAAAUACAACAACAAUGUACCCUAGCGUCAUAAAAUCACUUUAAAUUGAAAAGCCUCUAUCUAUAAUUCAAAGAAACGAUUAUUACAAGGGCUAUUGAGCCGAAUAACCAAUAACAACCCCUUAUWCAUUAUAUAUAUUCAUGAGAAUCGUUGAGCUAACUAAAUAUGGUGAUAUCUAUAAUAUAAAUCUAUGUUGUUGACUCGUUAAAGCAAAAAAAAAAAAAAAUAUGGUAACAAUCAGCGUUGCUUCUAAAUUACAGCCAAAUGUAUUUUGAUCCUAAAACUUAUGUAUACAUAAUUUGGUAUUUUUGACGCCUACACUGAGCUGAGAGUUUGUGGUACAGCUGGUCCUUAAUAGAUAAACUCUGGGACCAACUGUAACGAGUUUGAGUGGAUAGGACGGCUAGAAGAUAACACCCAACCAUACGCUGGUAAAGGUCAAACUGAAUGCCGCUUUGCUUUUAUGGCAAACUCUGUCGGUCUGACUUUCCUAAUGAACGAGGACACUGCAACAUAACAUGGAAAAGGUUUAACUAAAGUCAAGAUGCACAACAUAUCGACAACAUUAACUCCUACACCCUUAACGGACUUCAACAUAACAAAUCCAUCAUCAACAUGUCAUCUUCAUAAAGAUUCCCGACUCGAGAAUGUCAUUAAGAUAGUUUUAUACAUAGUGGCAAUGGUAGUCUCACUGGGAGGAAAUACGUUGUUAAUUUACGCCGUCAAGCAACGGAAACGUAUGCAUACCGUAACCAACUUUCUUAUUAUCAACAUGGCAGCCGCUGACCUGUUUAUAACGGUGUUCAACAUGCCUACAUACUUGGAAAUCCUCAUAACGCAGAAAUACGACUGGAUGGGCGGUCCCYUGGGKGUUCUUUUGUGCAAAUUGGUAUUAUUUAUUCAGGGCGUGUCAGUAACGUGUUCAGUGUUGACGCUGACUGUUUUGAGCGUGCAUCGAUUUGUAUCUGUGUUUUUCCCGUGGAAGAAGCUUAUGAACACGAAAAACGUAAAGUUUGCUAUAGCUGGGAUAUGGAUUGCAUCAUUUCUAUUUAUAUCACCACUGCUUUAUGCUUUAAAUGUCAUGGARCAUAAUAGGAUGCUAGUAUGUGAUGAACGAUGGUCGCCRUUAUUUGAUGAAAAGCAAGCACCAAAGAAUUAUACUAUCGUGUUGUUUGUACUUCUUUACAUGGCUCCUCUAUUGAUUAUGGCUGUUUUAUACUCCUGUCUUAUCUACAAACUAUGGUUCCGAUGCCCUUCCGAACUUCCAGCGAGUUCUUACCGAAGACAAUCCGAAGAGGCCUUAAGCGUAAGCCGAGUGUCUUCCGACGAUAAAAGCAAACAUGCAAAGUCUAAAAAGUUGGUAUUGAAAAUGUUGGUGACAGUUGUUGUGGUGUUUGCUUUAUGUUGGUUACCGAUGCACGUACGAAGUUUCUUUGUGUUUUUUAGUAAAGACGGUCUUCCAUGCCUACCAUCUUUUCUCGAGUUUAUAGGAUAUUUCUUGGGUCAUGCAAACAGUGCGUUGAACCCGUGUAUUUAUGUCAGCUUUAGCGAGAGCUAUCGACAUACUUUCAAAACAGUAUUGUUCAAACUAUGCGGAAAAAAGAAAGUCAAGACUCCAGUCAAAAGACCAAAGAGAGACGUCGAAGUUGAGCUUCAGAAAAAGCGACUAAACUAUAAAUACCACUUAUAAUAAACAAAAACGUUACUUUCAAUGCUAGUUCUUAACCUAUUCUUAUAUUAUCUCUCAAAAAGACUAAAUUACAACACCAAUUUUUAAACAACCUUUCUUAUCUACAAAACAACGACCCAAUUAUAGAACAAGAUGAUUUCUCAAAUUACAAACGCAAAAAGAAGCCGUUUCGACGUUUUUCAUAUCGUCGGUGAAAUGCACAAAGAUGAAACUGUUGGCAAAUGAGAUCUUACAGUAUUAAGUAAUGCUAAUUUUAAUAUUGAAUAUGAGACUCAUAAAGUGUUUCAAAUUUCCUAAAUAAAAAGCAAAUAUCGAUUCCAAAACAAGAGUUAUUAUUGAACCUCAGUAUAUCGGYCAGUGUGYGGUCGUUAWACCAUCAUCGRUUCAUACAUUAAUUGCCUUGGGGUAUAUAUAUGCGUGRAUGCUAUCCAGAAUUCGCAAAACUAGUUCAUAUUUGUUCAUCAUAGGUCUCCUAAUCUGAGUAGGUCGGGUAAAUGUUCUGGUAGUCCUUGAAGAUUAUUAAAGAAACCCUCGUCAAUACGGACAUCGUAGAGAAAAUAACCAAUGCCCGUAUUAAGAAGGGUCCCUAACUAAAAGCAGAUGGCUGAUACGAAAAAACUUUUUUCCGAAAAAGCUUUUGUCUUGCAACCAUUAU